AUGUAUAUUACAUAUUUACCUGUUCAGUCAUUGCGACAUAUUUUAUCAAAUUCUACCACCGGCCGAGUCAGUGCGACACGAAACCGUUGGAUUGUUCUUAUUAUUACGAUAAAGCACCACCAUUACCAGCAUUUAUGUGAGUUUUAUUGUAUUUCUGGUUGGGUAUUACUGUCAUGUACUCGUCUACACCAGCUAGUCAUUGAGACAUCGUUGGACGGUGCUCUUCAGUUGCCCGAGAUCGGGAUUGGUGCCAUCAUUGACUGCGUAAGCCCGCCAGCACCCGCCGUGGUGUGCGAGAGGCCGCCCGGGUCUUCGAGUCCAUUCACCGUCGGUUGUCAUUCGUUGCAGCCAUCAUCCACAUCGUCAUCAUCAUCGUAG
This is a messenger RNA of Macrosiphum euphorbiae (potato aphid), 378 nucleotides long. NCBI's taxonomy places the organism in Eukaryota, Metazoa, Arthropoda, Insecta, Hemiptera, Aphididae. The record is from the annotation of a GenBank genome assembly.